This is a messenger RNA of Verticillium nonalfalfae, 2589 nucleotides long. It is a transcript of the gene SPB1, whose product is annotated as AdoMet-dependent rRNA methyltransferase spb1. The record is from RefSeq and is a predicted model, not a curated record. Bases 1 to 2589 code for a protein of 862 amino acids. Gene Ontology annotation, biological process: rRNA methylation; maturation of 5.8S rRNA from tricistronic rRNA transcript (SSU-rRNA, 5.8S rRNA, LSU-rRNA); maturation of LSU-rRNA from tricistronic rRNA transcript (SSU-rRNA, 5.8S rRNA, LSU-rRNA). Gene Ontology annotation, molecular function: rRNA (uridine-2'-O-ribose)-methyltransferase activity; rRNA (guanine) methyltransferase activity. Gene Ontology annotation, cellular component: nucleus; nucleolus; preribosome, large subunit precursor. NCBI's taxonomy places the organism in Eukaryota, Fungi, Ascomycota, Sordariomycetes, Glomerellales, Plectosphaerellaceae. The transcript has 3 exons.
AUGGCCAUCCAGAAGAAGCACGGCAAGGGCCGUCUCGACAAGUGGUACAAGCUUGCCAAGGAGAAGGGCUACCGCGCCCGAGCUGCGUUCAAGCUGAUCCAGCUGAACAAGAAGUAUGGCUUUUUGGAAAAGAGCAAGGUCUUGAUCGAUCUCUGCGCCGCGCCAGGAUCAUGGUGUCAAGUCGCCGCCGAGACCAUGCCGGUCAACAGUCUGAUUGUCGGUGUCGAUCUCGCCCCCAUCAAGGCCAUCCCCAAGUGCAUCACCUUCCAGAGCGACAUUACGACCGACAAGUGCCGCGCGACGCUCCGACAACACCUCAAGACGUGGAAGGCCGACACGGUGCUCCACGACGGCGCCCCCAACGUCGGCACCGCCUGGAACCAGGAUUCGUUCAACCAGGCCGAGCUCGUGCUGCAGUCGAUGAAGCUGGCCACCGAGUUCCUCGUCGAGGGCGGCACCUUUGUCACCAAGGUGUUCCGCUCCAAGGACUACAACCCCCUGCUCUGGGUCUUCAACCAGCUCUUCACCAAGGUCGAGGCCACCAAGCCGCCGUCGUCGCGCAACGUCUCGGCCGAGAUCUUCGUCGUCUGCCGCGGCUACAAGGCGCCCAAGCGCAUCGACCCCCGCUUCCUCGACCCCAAGGCCGUCUUCGCCGAGCUCAAGGACCAGGCCCCCAACAACGAGGCCAAGGUCUACAACCCGGAGAUCAAGAAGCGCAAGCGUGACGGCUACGAGGAGGGCGACUACACCCUCUACAAGGAGGCGCCCGCCAGCGAGUUCAUCCAGACCGACGACCCCCUCGCCAUCCUCGGCGGCUACAACAAGCUGACGUGGGCCCAGCCCAAGAACGGCGACGUGGCCCUCGCCGCCAUGAGCAAGCUGCCCGAGACGACCGACGAGAUCCGCCUGUGCUGCGAGGACCUCAAGGUCCUCGGCCGGCGCGACUUCAAGAUCCUCCUCAAGUGGCGUCUCAAGGUGCGCGAGAUCUUUGGCCUGUCUACGAAGAAGGACGACGAGCCCGUGCCCGAGGAGGUCGCCGAGGUCGAGGACAUGGACGAGGAGCUCAAGAUCCAGGAGGAGCUGCAGGCCAUGCGCGACCGGGAGAGCACCAAGAAGAAGCGCGAGCGCCGCCGGGAGAACGAGAAGAAGCAGAAGGAGAUUGUGCGCAUGCAGAUGAACAUGAUGGCCCCCAUGGACAUUGGCAUGGAGCAGGACGGCCCCAUGGGCGCCGACUCGAUGUUCCGUCUCAAGAUUGUCGACAAGGCCGGCGCCGCCAACAAGAUUGCGCAGGGCCGCAUGGCCAUCCCGCGCGAGGCCGAGCAGAAGGACAGCGGCAUCGGCUCGUCUGGCGAGACGGACGACGAGACGGACGAGGAGGAGGACCGCCUCGAGGAGGAGCUCGACGGCAUGUACCAGCAGUACAAGGAGAAAAAGGCCGAGGCGGACGCAAAGUACCGUGCGAAGCGCGCGCGCGAGGAGCACAACGACGAGUUUGAGGGCUUCUCCGGCGACGACAAGACGGUCAACACGGACGACGAGUUUGACAUGGACAGCGACAGCGACGAGUCGGACGGCGAGGCUGCCGACGGCAAGGCCCUCGUCACAACCCUCGACAGCACACCCGAGGAGGACGGCGCGUUGUCGAGGCGGGCCAAGAGCUUCUUCGGCCAGGACAUGUUCGAGGGUCUCAUUGACGAGGAGAUGGAAGACGAGGACGUCAAGAUGGCCGAUGCGGGCAAGACGACGGGCGACGAGGAAAUCGACGACGCCGCCAUCGACGCCAUGAUCGCCGCGGCAAAGACCAACGCCAAGACGCAGCCCAAGGCCGAAAAGGCAAAGGCCGACAAGACCAAGGCCGACAAGACCAAGACGGAAAAGGCAAAGAAGGGCAGCAAGGCGCCAGUGCCGGCAGCCGUCGACGCCCCCGACACGGACUCGGACUCGGACAGCGAGACCGAGGGCCGCCCCGCGCCCGCCGGCGACGACGAGGCCGACUGGUCCGCCGACCAGAAGAAGGCGGACGGCACGCUCGACAUUGACAUCAUCACGGCCGAGGCCAUGACGCUGGCGCACCAGCUGGCGACGGGCCAGAAGACGUCGCACGACCUCGUCGACGACGGCUUCAACCGCCACGCCUUCCGCGACCGCGACGGUCUGCCCGAGUGGUUCAUGGACGACGAGGGCAGGCACGACAAGCCGCACAAGCCCAUCACCAAGGCGGCGGCCGACGCCAUCAAGGAGAAGAUGCGCGCGUACAACGCCCGGCCGAUCAAAAAGGUGGCCGAGGCCAAGGCGCGCAAGAAGUUCAAGGCGGCGCAGCGCUACGAGAAGCUCAAGAAGAAGACCGACUCGCUCGUCAACGAGGAGGGCCUCACGGAGAAGGAGAAGGCGAGCACCAUCGCCAAGAUGAUUGCCAAGGCGGGACAGGUCAAGAGGCGGCCGCAGCCCACGCUCGUCAUCGCCAAGGGCCUCAACCGUGGUGUCAAGGGACGACCCAAGGGUGUCAAGGGCAGAUAUACCAUUGUCGACGCGAGGAUGAAAAAGGACCUGAGGGCGCAAAAGAGAUUGUCGAAGAAGAAGAAGCGGUAG